AGCUGGAUUUCAUUUACCGGUAAAGCUGUUGGUAAAAUUUUCGUGAUUUUAAAUUGUGGUUGUGAUUUACUCAUUUCUCUCCUUUUCUGGUGGAUUUUUAAGAUGAAAUUUUCUACUUUUCGAUGGAUGUUUAUGAGUACAGAACACUGUACAUUGAUGGAAGGAAAUUUGGUCGAUACAAGAUGGUAUGUACUAAAUAUGAUCUUCACAAUGGACAAACUAAUACACAGUUUUUGACAAAAAAUGGAGAAAAAAUGGAUGUAGAUAACAAAACGGAUUCCAUGGAAACAGAAAAUAUGGUUAAUACCAAAGUCCUGUCAGCUGGACCUGAAGGAGAUAGUGUUGAAACAAUUGGCAAUGGUCCUAAAUAUGACGAUAUUAAAAUCUCCAAAGACGGUGAUAAUUUUGUGAAUAUUGACACUGUGAAAAAGCCGUUUUCUGAUUUUAUACAUUUGGAUGAUAUGUCGGCAAUGUCUGGUGACAGUGGCGGAAUACAGGAUACACACUCCAUUGCCAGUAUGACAGCAUCUGGAACAAGUUCUAGUAAUAAAAGUCCAAAUCAUAAACCAGACAAAGAAAAAGGCCAAAUUUUAGUUUCUGCUGGCAGAUCAGACAUGAUCACCCAAAAUGGAAAGGUUUUAGCUAUAGAUCAUGUCAAAAAAGAAAAAGAGAAAGAAAGAGAAGACAAAAUAAGACAACAGAAGGAAAAACUGGCAGAGGAGAGACAGAAAAAGUUAGAGGAGAUGAAAGAACAACAAAGACUUGCUCAAGAAAAGAGGGAGAAACAGUUGGAACUGAGGCGUUUAAAGAUAGAGGAGCUGAGAAGAAGAGAUGAUGAAAGAAGGCAUGCAGUUGAAGAAAGGAGAAGGCGUCAAGAAACAGAAGAAAUGGCAAGAAGAGAAUCCAUCAUCCAGAAAUCCCAAGAUAGAAUCACAAGAUUUGAACAGUGGAAAGCUAGUGGUAGAAAAGGAGGAUCAUUCGGAGGCGGUACCCCACCCAAUAAGCACCUGUCCAUGUCUACAAGUGUUUUAUAUAAUAAACGCAGCUCUGAUAUCGGCGGCAGCACAGGGAACCUGAGUGUCAAAGAUCGACCAGGGUCCCUCCUUGCUCUCAACACCAUCUCCGAAAAACGUCGAUCUUUUCUAGCUGGUAAUGGACCUCCUCCGACUCGCCCAAAGAGCAGUAUCAACUUGAACACGAAAGAAAAUAUCAAACUGCGAGAGAGAUCCACACCACGAAAACCACGUCCUUCUAGUGUGGCUACUUCAAUGCCAAGUUUUAUGCAUGUUGAGUCUCCAUCACCAAAGAUGAGAAGUAAAAGUAGUGAUAGAGUCAACAGAGAUAAACCAAAAGGAGCAGUGCCACCUCAGCCCAAGUUUACACCAAAGAAGGAGAAAGAUGCUCUUAAUAAACAAGAGAAGAGCAAUGAUAAGAAAGAUGAAAAGAAGAAAUUUGACCCAAGAAUAUUAUUGGCAGAAAAGAGGAAAGCUGAACAGCAGAAGAAAGCAGAAGAGGCCAAAAGAGAAGGCUCACCUGAGAAAACUGACAAAUCCAAAAUGAAGAUAUCUCAGAGUUCCAUUGACAGACUUUCAGCACCAAAACAGGUCAAGGUCAAAGAGGAAACACCCACCAAACCAGAACCAGUCAAAGCAACACAUGUCAGAAAACCGCCAACAGUACCUCGUAUUAAAACCCCAGCAGUGCCUCGUACUAAAACCCCAGCAGUACCUCGUACUAAAACCCUAGCAGUUCCCCGUACUAAAACCUCAGUUAAGAAGGCCAAACCUACCAAGCAGAAAGGAAAAGAAAACAAAGAAACAUCUAUGAAAGACAAAAAGACAGAUAAAUCUGAAAAGAUUUCUAGUACAGAAAAAUUGGAUAUUAAAGAAGAGGGUAAACCUCGUAGCAAACCUUCUACUCCAACAAAACAAAUUCGCUCCAAGAGUGGCAGUCCUUCUAAGAUGCAGGUUUCGUUUGAUUCCUCUCUUGUUUCUUCUACUGAUGCUAUCAGCAAUGAUCAGCUUUUUGAAUCAAUAGAAGAUGAAACUCUUCCAGAUUUGGGAGACUCUUCACCCGACCAUUCAGAAUCAUCUGCUAGAGAGGGACAGAAAGUUGAAAAUCUAGAUGACAGCCUGAACAAAAGUAUCGAAGAAAUUCAAGACAUGGAAAUUGUGGCAGGUAAUUUUGAUGGUGAGGAAAAUGUUAAAGGUGUCGUAGAAAAGAGCAGUUCUCCAAUGCCAGAUGUUGUGCCACAAGUAGAGGAAUCAAAGAAUGAAAGUGAUGAAGAAAAGGUUGUCAAGUCAAUUCCCAUUGUUAUUGAGCCAGCAGUUACUUCCACUCCUGCCAGGGAGUCUAGGGAUUUAUCCCCAGCCUCUAAAGCAGGAACACCUGCAUCUGCCUCUAAGUCACAGAAAGAACUGGAACUAGAAGAAUACAGAGCUAAACUGGCUGAAAAGAGGAGACAGGCCAGAGAAAAAGCUGAACGUGAAGCAGAAGUUGAGAGACAAAAACAAGAACAACUUAGACUUGAGGAGGAAGAAAGGCAAAGAAAGGAAGAAGAAGAAGAAAAGAAAAUUGAGGAAGAAGCAGAAAGACUAGCUGAGGAGGCUAGAAGAAUGGAAGGUGAAAGGUUGAGGAAAGCCAUUGAAGCAGAGGAACAGAGGAAAAAAGAGGAAGCUGAAAGAACUGAACAAGAGAAAUUAGCUAGAGAAGAGGCUGAAAGAAAACAGAAAGAAGAAGCAGAAAGGAUGGAGAAAGAAAGAAUAGAGAAAAUUAAGAGAGAUGAAGAGGAGAGAACUGAAAGGAAAAAGAAACUUGCUGCAAUCAUGUCCAAAGUAAAAUCAGAUAAAAAUCUGGCUUCACAUGGGUCAGAUUCAAACUUGUCUGCAAUGUCCAUGUCACAGAGUUUGACCAACCUUGUUACAAAUGAAGAAGAACAACCCAAAGAAGAACUUACAGUCACAACUGAUUCUACUCCAAAAUUUAAAUCCCCUUUGUUACAAAAACUGGCUGAAAAUAAACAAAAUGGGGGUGAAACUCCAAAAUUCAAAUCUCCACUUUUACAAAGUUUAUUAGGAAAGAAAGGACGAUUGGCUGAAAAACUUGAAGCUGAAAAAUCAGAAACAGAAACGGACUCUGAUAGAAGUGAUACAGACACAAAAGUUUCUACAGAAACAAGGGACAUAAGUCAUAUAAGUGCUGAUUGUAAUAGUGACGCUAGUGAUAGUAGUGACAAUAAUUCUGUGAUAAACGCUGAUACAUUAAACAAUGGUAUUCAUAAUGGACAUAUAAAAGAAUUGGUAGAUUCUAGUAUUAGUAUGAGAACAGUUGACUCAUUGGGAACUUCAGUAACAGAUAGCUCUUUAUAUGGAAGUCUAACAGAUUCAGCGACAACAGCUGAUCAUAAAUUUGAACAAAUUAUAGAUCUUGCAGUCACAAAUGCUAAAUAUAAUACAAGUGACGAUUUGUUGAACUGUAAUACUAAUAUCUCUUUUGACAAUAAUCAAGAGGAAGAAACUCUACCAAAGCCUAUUAUUGCCUUUGAGGACAAUGCAACCAGAAGACAAGAAGUCGCAGAUUUCUUAUGAAAGUGCUAAUAGUUUAGUGACUAACGGUAUUCACUCAGACAAUUCAUUUAGUGAGGACAUGUCUGCUUCUGAAGUUAAAGACCAUAGUUCAUCAUCUACUGACACAUCUAAUGAGUCAUUCACCGAAAAUGUCUACAGUGAAAACUUUGAGACGGAUCCUGCAUCUCAUAAUGUUGACCAUUAUGAGAAAGACCCUAAGCAGGUGGAACUAGAUAAUAUGUGGCAGCAGUUAGAGGGAGCUAUGAUUCAAAGCCAUGAUGAAAUACGGGAGAAAUUAGUGGAAUAUGGGGUGGGAGAUGGGGAUGAAGACAGUGAAUCAGAGGAGGGGCAGAUAUGGAGAAUGGUUCAGGGAGAUUCCCCUUAUAUGCUUGAACUUACAUGAGAAAAAACUUGUAUAGUCAUGUAGGUUUUAUGUAAUUUGUAGGAAAAUAGUUAUUCUGUUCAACUUAUUAUGAACUUUACUAAAAAAAAUGAAAUAUAGUUAUAUGAAAAAUAAGCUCUAUUAAUUAACACAUGGAAUAAAGUCAGAUAGAUAAUUUGAGAUAACCCUAGCUCAAUAAAAGCAUAUUUACAUUGUUAACUUGUACUUAGAUAAAAACAACAAUUCUCGGUAUAUUGUUUAAAGUAUUUAAUCACUGACUCUUUUUAUCUAUGCCUGUAAAUUUGGAAAUUUUCGAGAGGUUGAUUUUCGUUUUGUAAUUUUCGACAUUUCGCAUGGGGGUUAAUUUCACGCAGUUUAUUUUUCUUUUCCUUUCUUGAUUAAAGAAAAUGCGUGGAGGAAGUAUUUUAUACUUCUCUAUUAUAGUUGUAUGCUACAAAAGCGAAAAAUUAACCCCAUGCGAAAAUUUCCAAGCUUACAUUCCACAGUUCCAUGUGCAAUAUCACCAGUGAAAUCUAAAAAGAACUUUUUCCAAAGAAAAUAUUCUACUUUUAACUUACAUCAAAAUUCAGUUGACUUUGCAGCUAGAAAUUAGUAUAUUUAGAUAAUGACUUUUUUUCUAACAUUGAAACAAGAAUAGAUAUUAUCUAUAUGAUUUAUAAGCUUAACAAAGAACUUUGUUUGUGUUUUGAUAUUCUAAGCAAAUUCAUAAAAAUAAGUAAUUCACAAAAAGUGCAAACUUGAAAUUUAAAGUGUAAUAUUCUUCUUUCAAAAAAAGGUAUAAUUAUCUCCCUUAACAGCUAAAUGAAUUAUGUCCCUUGUUAACCAAAGUCACACCGAUCAGCACUUAGAUUCUGUUCUGGAAAUAAUAACCUAUUACAAAUGUAUACAUUUUCUACUGGAUGCCUAUACAUCUAUUUUAAAAAAAGGGAACUAAGGAAUUUUUUUAUGGUAUUAUAAAUGAGAUAGAAAUUUCAUUUAAAAAGGUUUUAAAUUAUAGUAAAAUAAUAAAUAAUAUUCAGUUGUGAAACAGAAGGAGUACUAUUAAGAUUCCAGUUUAAUUUGAACUACAUGUCCUCACAAUUUCCAGAAUUUGAUAAGUGUUGAUAGGUUAUUUAUAUGCUGUAUCUACAUGUGUGUUUUGUUAGUUUAAUGAAAGAAGUGCUUGAUAAAUAGAAAGACUGAUUGAUUAUAAUGGUUAUCAACUUUUUUGUUUGAAAACAUAAAUGGUUUGUUAUUGCGAACCUCGAGAUUAUGUGAUAUAAUUUUGCUGCCACGUAUUAUACGAAUAUUGUAUUUUUAUGAAAUUAUGACAGUUUGCCAUUAUUACAUUAUUACAUUUUUUACAAACAAAGCAAUGUGAUUGUAUUUAUGAUAAAAGAGUUGAUGAGUGCUUAUAAUGUAUAUAUAUAGUUAGGUAUUAUUUUAAUUUGUACCGUUUUUUCCAUAGCUUUUUGUAUCCCUGUUUAAGUUCUGCAGUAUUCUUUCUUAAAUGGACACAUGUAUUCUAGUCCCUUACUUCUCAGGAAUAUUGAAAAGAGUUCAUAGAAAAGGUCAAAAUGGUAUUUGUUUCAAUACAACUGAGGAAAUUCAGAUAAUAUUGACUUGAAUGAUAAUCACAGUAAAGCAUGUAGAUUUUUAACUGAUUUUUCAAUUGAAAACAGAAAUGUGUGUCUAUACUGUAAAACUUUGUACUGGCACUACUUUAAAUAAUAAAUUUUGCUGAUAUGAAAAUAAUUUUAUGAAUGUACAAGUGAAUUCAAUAACAAAAAUUACAAAGACUGACAAUUAUUGGUGUCCUUCAAAAUGUUCAGUAAUGCAAAUCCAUCAUUUUGACCAUACAGUUUUACAAAAUGUGUGUGGUUUCUAUGUAGGAAAUUCCCACAAUACAUACUUCCAUAUGUCUAAUUUUUUGAGAAUCCAUUAUUUGUACUUGAUCAAUAGUGGUAGAAAAAUGAGAAAAUAAGCACACAGAGUAUAUAACCAUUUAAAGAAGCAGUGGUACAAAGAUUUACAGUAUUUAUACAAGUUGAAAUUCUAAAAUGAAAUCAAAAUUUUUUUUUAUAAAAUUUUGUAGUUCCUGAAGUCUUGUUUUAUAAGAUGUCAUGAUUUCAGAAAGCAUUCACAUUUUUCAAGAACAUGGUUGAGUUAUAUUCUACAAAAGUUAGGGGUGAUAUUUUGUUUUCUCAUGUGCUCAAAUACUUUGUUACCGGUAUAUCUGUAUUUGUGUGAUACAUAUGUAAAUGUUUAUGCAAAUGUGUGUGUCCCAUCAUUUGUUCAUGUUAAUUUACAUGUUUGUUUUACAUAUGUAUUAAGUGCCAUUUUUAAGCCUCUUAGUAGAAGCAAUUUUGGCAUUUAUGCAUGAAAUUUUAACUGAAUUGUGCUAUUUGGUUGUGCAUUGUAAAAUCACUGACUGAGGCUAGUAUAAAUCAACUUUUGUGCAUACAUUCACUGUGAAUAAUAUGACAUUUAGCAGUAAUGAGAAUGUCCAUUAAGAAAGAAAACAUUAAUUAUUGUGUUUGCGUAUUCUUUAUUUAAAGUAAAAAGCUUUAAGAGAAAAAAGAAUAUGAAAAAUCAUUAAAAAAAUAUAAAAAAUUUAAUAAAUGAUAAAAAUUUCAAAGAAUUAAAAACUUAUGAAAAAAGUAAUCAAUAUAAAAAGCAAAUGAAACAUUAAAAAAAAUAAAUCAGUUAUAAAUGCAAAAUUAUGAAAGUAUUGCAUAAUGCAUUAAGAAGAAGAUUGCAUUAUGAAUAAGUUAGUUUCUAACUUUGCCACUUAAAAAUGGCAUAAAUAGUGGACAAGCUCACCAAAGGUGCUUAACAACUUCAACUUUUAUCAUAUUUAAAAAAAAUCUAAAAUUUCUUUAGUGUUAGUCUAAGUUUUGUUGUGUUACUUUUCUUUUUUUCACUUACAUUGUAUUCUACAGUUUAAGUGUCAACAGGAAGAUUUAAUUCAAAUAUGAUAUACUCAACUUAACCUGUUUAAUGGUAUAUAAAAUCUAACCAAUAUUCAUUCAUAUUUCAUUUACAUGUUUUAUACUGAUUUUGUACGCUAUUUAUAUCUGUGUAUGUACAAGGAAUACUAAAGACAAUACAGUUUUCUGUAUGUUUCUGUCUGGUGGGCAGUUCCGUUUGUUUGCUUGUCCACAAUAUGUCUUCAGACUCAAUAAAAGAUGAAAAGCUCA
This is a messenger RNA of Mytilus californianus (California mussel), 7148 nucleotides long. Its product is annotated as MAP7 domain-containing protein 2-like. Gene Ontology annotation, biological process: microtubule cytoskeleton organization. The transcript is spliced from 17 exons. The coding region runs from base 123 to 3587 and encodes 1154 amino acids. Gene Ontology annotation, cellular component: microtubule cytoskeleton. The record is from RefSeq and is a predicted model, not a curated record. NCBI's taxonomy places the organism in Eukaryota, Metazoa, Mollusca, Bivalvia, Mytilida, Mytilidae.